UUAUCUCUCCCUCUCCCUCUCACUCUGUUUUCCCCUGUUUCCAAAAAUCCUCCCUUUUCCCUCUCUUCCCUUGCUGCUGACUUCUUUCCUUUUUCAAAAUCAAAACCAAGACCAAAAUCUCUCUCCAAACAGUCCUUUCUUCUCUCCCAUGUGCCCUCUUCUUUUGAGGAGGAAACUCCUCUUAUUAAUAAAUUAAACCCCACUUCUCCUAUCCCAUUCUUCUUUGCUCUCUCUAUCCUCUUAACACAUUCAUCUCAAGAAAUGACUAAAGAGGAUGAUUUUAAGCUACUGAAGUUUCAGACUUGUGAUCUCAGAGUGAACAUUCACUGUGAUGGGUGUAGGCUGAAAGUUAAGAAACUUCUUCAAAGGAUAGAAGGAGUUUUUCAGGUUGAAAUAGGUGCGGAGAAUCAAAAGGUUACUGUUUUAGGUAAUGUGGAUUCUUCAACUUUGAUCAAUAAGCUGGUGAGAGCUGGAAAACAUGCUGAGCUUUGGUCACAGAAAGGAAACCCAAGCCCGAAACCAAAGAACAAAGACGAUAAAACUCCGAACAAGGAACCGAAGCAUCUUAAACUGACUUCGUUCAACUGUGAAGAUGAUGAAGUUGUUGAUUGUGUUGAGGAAGGAGAUGAUUAUGAAGCUGCACAGCUUCAGUUCAGAGAUAUCCUCAGGCAGCGAGCAAUCGAAGCGAAUAAUGCCGGGAAAGGUGGCAUUGGGAUGAACCGAAUUCCCGGGCUUGCUGCGGGAAAUGGCAAGAUGAACAACCACCACCACCUAAGUAUUAACAACAAACCUGGAAAUGGAAAGAAAAUAGACCCGAAUCAGCCAAUGUCAAUAAAAAAUACCCCAUCUGAGAUUGACAGAAAAACUUUGGCAGCUCUGAAGAUGAACAAUGCUCAACUUUUUGGUAACGGCCGGGAAAGUAUCAAUCUUGGGGAAGCGAAAAGAGCGAACAACAACGACCUGAAUUCUAUGAUGAGCAUGGCGGGAUUCAAUGGUGGCAACCUGUUAAAUUUCGCCACUCCGUCGUCAAUUGAUGUCAAUUCAACAAACGCCUCUCAAGGACUUCACCUUCAACAAAACAAUGGCUAUGGUUAUGGCUAUCAACCAUCAUCCACCUCUGGAUUCUCCAUGGCAACAGGUCAAUAUCAUCCCCAACAACAACAGCAACAACCAACCUUCAUGAGUGGCUACAACCAGUAUCAACAACAGCAACCAUUGAUGAACAUGAACAACAUGCUAAAUAGGCAAGCAAUGAAUCAACAGCCUCAAAUGAUGUACAAUAGAGCUCAAUUGGUUCCAUCAAACACAGGAUAUUACUUCAGUUACAAUCCAAGCCCUGUUCAUCCAAGUUAUCCUUGUGUUCAUGGCUACAACAGUAACUCUGCAGCUGAUAUGUUCAGUGAUGAGAACACAAGCAGCAGUUGCUCAAUUAUGUAAGAAAGAAAAGGGACAAAGAUCAUUGUCAUUUUUAUUUUUAUUUUGUUUGUGUAUGUUUGGGGUGGGGGGUUGUUUUUUUGUGUCUAGGGGAUCUCUUUCUCUUUUCUCUUUUGUCAGUGUAUUUUGUUUAUUGUUCUUCAAAGAUGGUGCUUGUGAAAUUUGAAGCUGUCUUGUCUGUUUGUUUGUC
Messenger RNA from Cucumis melo (muskmelon), 1624 nucleotides. Its product is annotated as heavy metal-associated isoprenylated plant protein 37. Gene Ontology annotation, molecular function: metal ion binding. The record is from RefSeq and is a predicted model, not a curated record. NCBI's taxonomy places the organism in Eukaryota, Viridiplantae, Streptophyta, Magnoliopsida, Cucurbitales, Cucurbitaceae. Bases 262 to 1437 code for a protein of 391 amino acids. The transcript has 3 exons.